AUGGAAACACUUUUUUACUGGCAGGGUGGUCAAACUCUGAAACAUGUUGCCAGGGGAGAUUGUGGAGACUUCAUCCUUCGAGAUAUUAAAAACCUGAGUGAAUGUGGUCCUGGGAAACCUGCUGUAGCUGACCCUGCUGGAACAGCAAGGUUUGCGCUAGCAUUGAGGAGCCGUAGGCCUGUGGUGGCAUCUUCGACAUCUUCAUUGGAACCGUACACAAAGAAUGCCACAGAAAAGACGUCUGGAAGAGUCUGUAGUCUAAACAGCCAGACAGUAGCACACAAGGAGAGACUGCGAAUGUCCUGGAGGUUGCAUCAACAAUUUGAAAGCUAUAAAGAGCAAGUAAGAAAGAUAGGGGAAGAAGCCCGCCGUUACCAGGGAGAGCACAAGGAUGAUGCUCCAACAUGUGGAAUCUGUCAUAAAACAAAGUUUGCAGAUGGUUGUGGCCAUUUAUGCUCUUAUUGCCGGACCAAGUUUUGUGCUCGAUGUGGAGGUCGUGUCUCUCUGCGAUCAAACAAUGAGGACAAAGUGUACAGGAAUACUGUUCCUUCUCAUUGUGGAUCACAUUCAACAGUGCCUGUAAGAGUUAUGUGGGUAUGCAAUUUAUGUCGAAAGCAACAAGAAAUCCUAACGAAAUCUGGAGCGUGGUUUUUUGGAAGUGGACCGCAGCCCUCACCCAGCCAGGACGGAACGCUGAGUGACACAGCGACUGGUGGCAGCUCAGAUGCACCAAGAGAAAAGAAAGCCAGGCUGCAGGAGCGAUCGCGAUCGCAGACGCCCCUAAGCACAGCAGCUGCCUCUUCACAGGACAGCUCUUCUCCCAGCGCGCAGGCAGAUCGGAGGAAAGGAGCAGAGGUGUCACAGCCAGCUAUGGGCCCGGACCAAAAGCCAGUUUCAUCAAGGUCUAGGAGUGAACCUCCAAGAGAGAGGAAGAAAACAACAUUGGUUUCAGACCAGAAUGGCAAAGGUUUAAAGAGUGAGCGUAAGCGUGUGCCAAAAUCCUCACUUCAGAAAGAAGGACCAUCAGAUGACAGGGAUCGUAAGGAACGGCAUGAAGGUAGAAGGCUGGAAAAAGGCAAGUCUCAGGACUACCCAGACUUGCCAGAGAAACUUGAGGAAGGGAAAGUGCCUGAUGAUGAAACCCAAAGGAAGGAAGAUGAAUAUCAUACUCGUUACAGGAGUGACCCCAAUCUGGCAAGAUAUCCUGUAAAACCACAUCCUGAGGAGCAGCAGAUGCGCAUGCAUGCGAAAGUUUCUAAAGCACGUCAUGAGAGAAGACACAGUGAUGUAGCUUUGCCACACACAGAAAUGGAGGAGGCGGAGGUACCUGAGAAUAAAUUAGGAAAACGCUCACAAGUACAGGGAACUCAGGACAGAAAAUCUCUUGUGGAAACUCAGAGGUCGUACUCUAUAGACAGAACAGGUGAUGUAAGAAUUUCUGUUUCUAAACAAUUAAUUAAUCAUAGCCCACCAACUCCCAGGCAUAGUCCAGUUCCUAUAGAACACAUAGAAUACAAGAACCACGAGUCCUUUAGAAAACAGAGCCGCCUUGAUCCUAGCUCUGCUAUUCUCAUGCGAAAAGCAAAGCGGGAGAAAAUGGAGACCAUGCUAAGGAAUGAUUCCCUUAGCUCUGACCAGUCGGAAUCAGUGCGGCCAUCCCCUCCAAAGCCUCAUAGAGCAAAAAGAGGCGGAAAGAAAAGGCAGAUGUCAGUUAGUAGCUCAGAGGAAGAAGGGGCAUCAACACCAGAAUAUACUAGCUGUGAAGAUGUGGAGAUAGAAAGUGAAAGUGUCAGUGAAAAAGGUGACUUGGAUUAUUACUGGCUGGAUCCUGCCACGUGGCACAGCAGGGAGACAUCCCCCAUUAGUUCGCAUCCCGUAACGUGGCAGCCUUCUAAAGAAGGAGAUCGCUUAAUUGGGCGUGUUAUUCUUAACAAGAGAACAACCAUGCCAAAAGAAUCAGGUGCACUACUGGGGCUGAAAGUUGUUGGGGGAAAAAUGACAGAAUUAGGAAGACUCGGUGCCUUCAUUACCAAAGUGAAGAAAGGUAGCUUGGCUGAUGUGGUGGGGCAUCUCAGAGCAGGGGAUGAAGUUCUAGAAUGGAAUGGUAAACCCUUGCCUGGAGCUACAAAUGAAGAAGUUUACAACAUUAUUUUAGAAUCAAAAUCAGAACCUCAAGUUGAAAUUAUUGUUUCAAGGCCUAUUGGGUAA
Messenger RNA from Merops nubicus (carmine bee-eater), 2208 nucleotides. RefSeq names its product regulating synaptic membrane exocytosis protein 1-like. Gene Ontology annotation, molecular function: transmembrane transporter binding; small GTPase binding. Gene Ontology annotation, biological process: calcium ion-regulated exocytosis of neurotransmitter; regulation of synaptic plasticity; positive regulation of synaptic transmission. The record is from RefSeq and is a predicted model, not a curated record. Lineage: Eukaryota; Metazoa; Chordata; Aves; Coraciiformes; Meropidae. The transcript has 11 exons. Bases 1 to 2208 code for a protein of 735 amino acids. Gene Ontology annotation, cellular component: cytoskeleton of presynaptic active zone; presynaptic membrane.